AUGAAUUCUUUCGAGGACGAUUUGUUUGGCGACGAGAAGUUCCAUCACCGUAUGCCUUCGCAUCAAAGUGAAAAUACUGCUGCCGAUGAGGACGAUUUUUACGAAAAACUAGGCGGAAGCCUUUAUGGUGGUUCCAGCACCACAAAUUCAACAGCAAAGUCUCAUAAUCUUCGGUUCCAAGAACCGGAUCGCUUGAACACAUUUUAUGAGUAUCCAGAAGCAGGCGACAUGUCAUACUCUGGAAUCGAAUAUCCGCCUUCGGCUUACAAUCGCUACAGUCGUAUAUCGACAGUGACACCUGACUUAGUCAACCCAGGAUCACCGCCUGCGGUUCGUAACUCUCAGUAUCGCUUCCUGAAUGUGUUGUUACCUGGUCAGAUGGAAACAAACGACUAUAACGUUAAUCUUUUGGAAGAAGCAAAUGAAACGGAUGAUCCAUUUGGUGACGACGACUCCUUGUUCUCUGACACAGGAGAGGAGCCCGUGCGCAAAGCAAAUACGCUUCGUCGCAGAUUUGGCGAUGCCGAUGAAGAUGACUUUACGCCUCGGCUCAAUUACACUAAAACUAUUAAGAGAGCAAAGUUGGUUCAUGGAAAUUAUGUUAUUGAUGCUCCGGUGCCUAAGAGCUUGCUUGAAAAGUACGGUCAGCUGCUUGGUGAUAGCAAUGAGACGUCUUUUGUGCGGUACUCUGGUGUGACUUGCGGCCCUUCAAAUUUCGGUAAGUUCAACUACAAUCUCAGACAAAUGCUUUAUUCCCCUCCACGUGAAACGGAACUCAUGGUCUGCAUAACCAUGUACAAUGAAGAUGAGAUAUUACUUGGAAGAACACUUGAAGGUGUGUUCAAUAACAUCAAGAACCUUACAAACAGACGGGAAGCAACCUGGGGUGAUGGUUCGUGGAAGAAGAUUGUCGUGGUUAUAGUCAAUGACGGUCGUUUGCAACUUAAUGAAAGAACCCAAAAACUCCUCACUGCUCUCGGUGUCUAUCAAGAAGGUUAUGCCAAGUCCAAGGUUAAUGAGAAGGUUGUCAAAUCGCACGUUUACGAGUACACAACUACAGUGGGUAUUGAGCAGGUCACGAAUGACAGAGUUCACUUGAAUGUAAAUCUGACACCAGUGCAGCUUAUUUUUUGCUUGAAAGAAAAGAAUGCAAGAAAGAUCAAUUCGCAUCGUUGGUGCUUACAAGCGUUUGCAUCGCUUCUCAAUCCAAAAUUGGUCAUGUUGUUGGAUUGUGGUACUAAGCCUUCUAAGGAUGCAUUCUACCACUUGUGGUGCUCUUUCAAGGACCCAAAUGUUGCUGGUGCAUGUGGAGAAAUGAGAUGCGGUUUGGGUCCUGGGAAGAAACUUUUGCUUAACCCAUUGGUGGCGGCGCAAAACUUUGAGUACAAAAUCUCUAAUGUUUUGGAUAAACCAAUGGAGUCUGUAUUCGGUUUUAUUUCUGUCCUUCCUGGUGCCUUUUCUGUUUACAGAUGGGAUGCCUUAUUGAAUGUCGAUGGACAGGGACCUUUGGAAAAGUAUUUCAAGGGUGAGUUUUUGCAUCUGAGUACUCAAAUUGAUGACGAAGAGGAUGAUGAGAUCGAGCUCAAGGAAAAGAACUUUCAAGAGGCCGGUAUCUUCACUUCUAACAUGUACUUGGCUGAGGAUAGAAUUUUAUGUUUCGAGUUGGUGGCCAAGAGAGAUAAAAAUUAUGUUUUGAGAUACGUUAGUGCUGCUAAAGCAGAGACUGAUGUUCCAGAACAUAUUGAUGACUUUGUCUUGCAGCGUCGUCGUUGGCUUAAUGGUUCUUUGUUCGCGGCUGUAUACUCUAUCAUUCACUGGACUCAGCUUUGGCGCAGUAACCAUUCCCUUCUCAGAAAACUUUGGUUUCAACUUGAGUUUUAUUACCAUGCGCUUACCGUCUUGGUGUCAUGGUUUUCUUUAGCAUCUUUCUUCUUGGUGUUCCGUAUCUUGACAAAAAACUUGGGUUCUAAAACUGUCGGAUUCACGCUUGGAAAAUAUUUGUCCAUCAUUUUCUUGUGGAUCUAUGUGGCAUGUUUGGUUUGUACCUUUGUUUUGGCUUUUGGUAAUACUCCAAGAGGUACACGGAAAUUCUAUUUUACGAUCACAGUUUUGUUUGCCAUUAUGAUGGCCUAUUUGCUUUUUGCCGCCGUUUAUUUGGCAAUCCGUACGGUAAAGCUCGUCAUGGACCAAACGCAUAAUCAUUUCGAGCCAUCCAUGCUUUUCCUGAAUGAAAAGUUUAGAGAUUUGGUGGUUUCCAUGCUUAGUACUUAUCUCCUCUAUGCAUUCGGAGCCAUUUUGCAUGGUGAACCAUCAUUCAUGUUCACAUCUUUCUUACAAUAUCUCAUGCUUUCGCCAUCAUACAUCAAUGUGUUGAACAUUUAUUCCUUCUGUAACAUUCACGAUAUAUCGUGGGGUAACAGAGACGUUCCUCAAGCUAAGGACUUGGGCUCAGCCAAAAUUACCGACAGAGGCGGUGAAUUGGUUAUGACUGUGGUUCCAGCAUCGGACCAGGAAUUAGAAGAGAGCUACAAUGAUAUUUUGGAAGACUUGAGGGUCCCACCACCUGCUGUUAUCUCUACCCCAAACAAAAAGCAACAAGAGGACUCUUACCAUGCCCUUGUACGUACAAUCACCGUUUUGGUUUGGAUGUUGACAAAUGGAAUUUUGGUGGCUAUCGUUUUGAGUACAGGUGGUGUGAAAGAUAAGACAUGGAAUGCUGACCACAAUUCCACCAUUUUCUUGACUGUGAUUUUGUGGGUUGUUUGUGGUUUGGCUGCAUUCCGUCUCUUUGGCAGUCUCAUCUACGUGAUACAAAAAAUGGGAAGACCUAUGAAGUGGUGGAUACAGAAGAGAAAAACGGUGGAUUAA
Molecule: messenger RNA, 2868 nt
Organism: Clavispora lusitaniae ATCC 42720
Lineage: Eukaryota; Fungi; Ascomycota; Pichiomycetes; Serinales; Metschnikowiaceae
Gene: CHS8
Product: Chs8p
Cellular component (GO): cell periphery; cell septum
Molecular function (GO): chitin synthase activity
Source: RefSeq, a predicted model, not a curated record